Messenger RNA from Scatophagus argus, 4503 nucleotides. RefSeq names its product glyceronephosphate O-acyltransferase (gene gnpat). Gene Ontology annotation, cellular component: mitochondrial membrane; peroxisomal membrane. Gene Ontology annotation, molecular function: glycerone-phosphate O-acyltransferase activity. The record is from RefSeq and is a predicted model, not a curated record. Lineage: Eukaryota; Metazoa; Chordata; Actinopteri; Scatophagidae. Bases 151 to 2205 code for a protein of 684 amino acids. Gene Ontology annotation, biological process: ether lipid biosynthetic process. The transcript has 17 exons.
AAAAGCCCACGGAAGUGCCAGUUUACACGCCCAUGCAAAGUUCUUCAGAUGCUGGUACCAAGUAAAAGUGCCAAAUCAAGAGGAGGAAACGUACAAAUAUUGGUGCACGUUUAACUCUCACUGGAUGCAGUUCGUAAAGCCUGACACAUUAUGGCAUCCGAAGCUGUUUAUUCGCACAGAGACCCGAUGCUGAAGAAAAGAGAUGACUUUGAGGACCUCCUGGAGGAGAGGAGGACCUCCAGCGACCUGAGAUACGCCCUCAAAUGUUACACUCCGGUGCUUUACAAAGGACUGGCACCGUGUAAAGCCAGCGUGCUGAAGAGCAUGGUGCUUCAGUCCAGUCAGCUGCACUAUGUCAUCAAUCAGGUUUCCAAAGAGACGGGCAGGGCUCCUGAUGACGUCCAGGAGGAGGCGUCGGCCAUCUUGGAAGAGAUGGCUCACUGUCUGCAGCUCAGCACCAUUCGCUUCUUUGCCUUCAUGCUCAGCAAGGUCUUUAAAACCUUGUUCAGAAGCAUCUGUGUCAACGAAGAGGGCAUCCAGAGGCUCCAACAGGCCAUUCAGGAGCACCCGGUGGUCCUGUUACCCAGUCACCGUAGCUACAUGGACUUCCUGCUGAUGUCAUACAUCCUGUACACGUAUGACCUGGCUCUGCCUGUCAUCGCUGCCGGGAUGGACUUCAUGGGGAUGAAAUUUGUUGGGGAGAUGCUGCGGAUGUCUGGAGCUUUCUUCAUUCGCAGGUCGUUUGGUGGGGACAAGCUGUACUGGUCUGUCUUCUCCGAGUACGUGAAGAUCAUGCUCAAGAAUGGAUACGCACCUGUCGAAUUUUUCCUGGAGGGGACCAGAAGCCGAACGGCGAAAUCUUUGACACCAAAGUUAGGUCUGUUGAACAUCGUCAUGGACCCAUUCCUUAAAGGGGAGGUGUUUGAUGUUAGCGUGGUUCCAGUCAGUAUCAGCUAUGAGAGGAUCUUGGAGGAGGCGCUUUACGCCCGGGAACUGCUGGGUGUACCCAAACCCAAGGAGUCCACUUCAGGCCUGUUUAAAGCCAGGAAGGUCCUCAGUGAAGACUACGGCAGCAUCCAUGUCUACUUUGGUCAGCCGGUGUCUGUCAGGAGCUUAGCGGAGGGCAGAGUUAACCGCUCUCAGUUCAACCUGGUGCCAAGACACAUCCCCAGGAGGUCCAGCGAGCAGAUCCACCGCUUCGUGAAUGACUCGGCCUACGGGCUGGUGAGGGCCCAGGAGGAGAACAUGGUCCUGAAGCCGUGGGUCCUUCUGGCCUCCCUGCUGCUCCAGAACCACCACCGCACCCAGACGGCGGGGCAGAAACCAGGGAUGGUGCUGGACGAGCUAACUGCACAAGCUGUGUGGCUCAGAGACGUUUUCAGGCAGUACGGAGCCUUCCUCCACUGGCCCGACCACACACCUCCAUCAGAGGUGGUUUCCUCCAGUCUUUCCCUGCAUCGAGGUCUCGUGAGAGUCUGUGAGGGCAGGGUCCAGCUGGCGGUGGAACAAGGAGGACAAGCGAGGCCGGGGGAGCCUCGCAGCACCGUCACGCCCGAGGAGGAGCUCUUGAGCCAGGCAGUCGUCGUACUCUCCUGUGCCUCGUACAGGAACCAGGGCCUGCAUGUGUUUCUCCGGCCGGCUCUGCUGGCCUCGGCCAUCCACGCAGCCUCCUCCACCCGGAAACAGGAGAUCUUCAACAGCUUCAGCUUUCUAAGGAACAUGUUCUCCAACGAGUUCAUCCUCUGUCCUGGAGCUACAGUGCAGGACUUUGAGGAGGCCUGUUACCUGCUGGUGAAGACCGGAGCUCUACAGGUUUCCCAAAACGAGGUUCUGAUAACAGAAAGAGGACACAGAACAAUGGCUUUCCUCACCAGCAUGCUGGACCCGUUCUUACAGGGCUACCAGAUGGUGUGCCGGUUCCUGUGUGAAGAGGCCAACGAGACACUGACAGACAAACAGUUCGUUCCUGCCGUCCGCAAGUUCAUCAUCAAACACCUCCUUGCAGGUAGUCUAAGAUACGCUGAGGUGUUGUCGUCCGACCUCCAGAAGAACAGCCUGGCAGCUUUGCUAAGACUCGGAGCUGUACGGAGGAUCAAAGGAGACAAGCAGGAGACUUUAAAGGUCAACAAGGUGAUGGUGAACUCGCUGGAAGACACUCUGGGAGGAAAACUGCCCACUCAGAAAGCUGUCGUCGCCCGACUUUAAUUCACCGACCUCACGAGGGGACCGAGGAGGGUCGACUCUUUAUGGCCGCGUCGACUUGACGUCUCGGCUCUUGUUUGCCGCACUGCUUUCUAUGAGAGAUGGAACAAAAGAGUCGCCAUGUGGAGACAACUCAACCUUUUUCCUUCUCUUUCGCCUUUUUCCCUCUCUCUCUGACUCUUCUAUUAAAACCCUUUUCCUGUGUGUUCAUAAAGCAAGGGCUCAGCGUUGCCUCUGAUGGCGAACGCUCGGCUCUUUCACUCACUCUGAGCGACUGACCGUGCCAAAGCUUGCGGAUGCGGCGACUCCACUCGCGAUGGCGGCCGUCCUCCAUUAACGCAUUAACACUCAGUGUGGCGUUUCUGUGUGUUAUCUUUCAGUCCCUCUUUUCAUCUGUGUUUGUCUUUUGUCUCUUUCGUUUCCUCCGUGAGCACUUUAAUGAAUUUAUUCACGUAAUGUGAUGUGGACCUACGUCUUCACUCGCUUUUAUCUUAUUUUCCUGUUUUAUGUUUAACAAAAGUUGCUAAAAAUGUUGGUUAAAGAGGUUUGGGUGGUUGCAUAUUUAACUUUUGUUUAAAAAAGAAAAGAGUUUGCUUUGCACCGUAUGGAAGAAAGUGUUGAUGUAUUUGGGUUGAAGUGCUUCAGGAGUAGCUUUUCCCAGGGGUCACUGCUGCGUUUAAACCGCGCCGGUUCGGGUUUGCCACCCGCCCUCAGGCCUUUUGCCAACACACCCGAGCCUCUCAGACAAGCAGUGCGUUCGUCUUUGUUUACACGGUGGAGAUAAAGCUACAAGUCGAAUGUCACUGUCACAGAGCUGCCAAACUGCAUGUCAGACUGCAGGUAGUUAAACUGAAGUACUACCAGCUGCACCAAAGGAAUACGUUUUGGCUUUUUUCUUUUGUUCACUGUUGGAGAUAAUUUACAUACUUUUCAUAUUCUCAAGUCUAGAAUAGUUUGUGAAGUUCCUUCAAAGUUACUGAAUUUUUUAAAGCCAGAAUAUAUUAAGGCGGUUUUAUAUUCGGCCUUUAUUUAUUGUCAAAGCGACGCACGAUAUCAUUUUGUUACAAGGAAAGAAGAAAUGAAAGGAAAAUCGUAGCAGCAGCUGUAACAAAAGCUCAGAGGGACAGUGCAGGUCAGGACUUAAUGUAAAAAAGAGUUUUGAAAGAACCAGGCCAACAGGUAAAUUAUUUUUCAGCACUCAGGAUUACCGACUGUGUUCAUUUCAUUUUUUUUAAUUCACAUUUUCCAAAUUAGUUUAGCUACAGAAGUCCUCAUUUUGAAGCUAUUUAUUUGGUUGUUGACUAGCAGUGUUUUCAUGUUGACUUUGAAAUCAUAUUCCACUGGUGUUAGCAGAUUGAGGUUCUGCAGAAACGGGAAGGAAGAAGUAAAAAUCUAAUCGCUUGAGUUAAACCUCACGGCAGAACCAAACAGCUUUUCCAAACAGGUUUUCUGGCACUUUGACAGUAAGAACAUCAGUCCAAUUCUGGCUCUAAUUCCUGCUGGUUGUUGUGUGAUGCUGGUGACGGCACGAACGCCACACAUUUUCUGAUGCGUCCCUUUUCCACUACAAACAACCAUCUGUCUGUCUGACGAAACAAGAUAGAAAGAUUUAAACAGGAAACGUCUAAUUCGGUGCCGUCUUCUCUGUACCUGAUGCUUGGUUGUAAGAACAGGGACUGGCAGGUUUGGUAUCCAGCCCUCCUCCAAGUUGUGUGUGAUAUUUGGCGUUUUGUUUGUGAGGGGGAAAAAAGUAGCAUUAAAACUAACCUGAAACUUAGUCUUCUGUGAGAAGAAAGUUAAAGUUUCAGCGUUCUGACUCAUCAGUACUGAUGAACGGCUCUCAUCUGUUAAUAUGAGGACGUGAUGUUCCUGCUACAAACGGCAGAAAGUUGGUUUGGCUGCAGGAAGUUUUCCAUCUUGAAGUUUAUCUUUCAUUUUUUAAAAAAAAGCCAAACACAUGUAUAAAAGCUUAAAUCACAAUAUUAUUUCAUCACCAAAUUUGCCAGAUGGUAAACUUGUUGCAAGUCUUCACUCUCGAGUUUAACUCAGCCAACACCAAAGCCACACAACAACAAUCUGCAGCCACGCAGACGUCAUCCAAAGUGUGAGUGUGUUAGCGCUUAAACUGUUGGUUUUUUGGGGGGUUUUUCAGCAUUAAUUAACAGCUUUUAUACUGUUAAAAUAUCUGAAAACUGUAUAACGUUUGUGUGUGUGUGUGUGCGUGCGUGCAUGUGCCUUUUAGUACCAAGUGUGCAGGUCAUUGAAAUACAAUAUAAUGUUAAUAAAGUGUUUUAAAAUACA